UCGAUGGAUUGAUGGUGGGGAGUGAAUUAACUCAAAGAAAAUCCCUCAAAGUCUGAAUGGUUUGCGCCUUGUGUUUCAACUGAGCAAUGGAGACCUUGAGUUUGGAGGUGAACAUGUCUGUGGAAGAGGGGGAAGCCCACAUGGCCCAGAUGAAAAGUGGGGAGCAGAGCGCUCCCACGGUCAAACUGUGGGCAGAUUUUGAGGGGGGGAAAGCCCCACGAAUGGUACGUGUAGGCAGUAUUGGAGAAUUGCAGACCCCAGCACCUCCACGGCUGGUGAAAUGUGAACCGCAAGAGGGGCUGCAGGAACGGUGGGACGCCCAGUGGCAGGAGUUCCUGCGGACGCUGCAGGCCCCUCACUCAGGAUGGGGGAACACGCAGGCGCCUGAGGAGCCCAGACCCUGGGACGACGCCAAGGCUUUCCUGGCCUCCUUCGAGCAAGUGGCGUCGGCGUGCCGGUGGCCUCGGGACAAGUGGGUGGCCCUCCUCCUGCCGGCCCUCAGCGGAGAAGCCGAGCAGGCCUUCAGCGGCCUCAGUGGCCUUGACCGAGGAGACUACGAGAAGGUGAAGGCGGCCAUCUUGGAAGGGGAGGCCAUCUUGCGGGAGAAGCAACGCCAGCACUUCCGGCAAUUCUGCUACCAGGCCACGGAGGGGCCGAGGGGUGUCCACGGCCGACUGCGGGAACUGUGCUGCCGGUGGCUGAGAGCCGAGAGGCACUCGAAGGAGGAGAUCCUGGAGCUGCUGAUCCUGGAGCAGUUCCUGAGCGUCCUGCCCCAGGAAAUGCAGGGCUGGGUGAGGGAACGGGGCCCGGAGUCCUGCGCCCAGGCCGUGCUCCUGGCCGAGGAGUUCCUGGCGAAGCAGAGCACGGUGAAAGAGGAAGGAGAGAGUCCGUGGCCUUUGGGGGUGGCAGCAACUGGGAAUGCUUCUGAGGGAGGCCAGGUUCCACCACCAGUUGGCUGGCUAAGGCAAGUGGGUGAGGAGCCCAAGCAGGAAGAAGAGGAAGAGGAGAGCUCUUUGGGUGAUGGGCAGGUGCAUGUGUACCAAGCGGAUAAUCUUCAGACGGGCGGCCCUGAGGCACCAGAAAGAGACAUCGCAUCCCAGUAUUGCAACGAGGAAACAAAUCUUGGAAGUCAGGAGGGACCGCAGAGGAAGCGGACGGCCUCAAAAAGGAAGCGUGUGGACGAAGCUGUUCCUGUUGGCAAAAGUCAGUCUGAUCAAGCGGAGACCCAGGCUGGCCAUAAAAUGCAUCGUUGUCACUGUGGAAAGAGCUUCCGAUGGAUCUCCAACUUUAAGGUCCACGAGAGAAUUCACACUGGCGAGAAGCCGUACAAGUGUUCAGAAUGUGGCAUCGGUUUCCGUAAAUCUACACAACUUAAGGCCCAUGAGGGUGUUCACACUGGAGAGGUCCCCUUUCGUUGCUCAAUGUGUCAAAAAAGUUUCACCAGCAGCUCCAACCUCAUCGCCCAUGAGAGGAUCCACACCGGGGAGAAACCGUAUCAGUGUACAUACUGCGGGAAAAGCUUCCGUCAGAAAGGAACCCUCACGACGCAUGAGAAAAUCCACAUGGGAGAGAAACCUUUUAAAUGUUUGGUGUGUGGGAAGAAUUUCCGCCAGAAGGGAACCCUCACCACGCAUGAAAAGAUCCACCUGGGCGAGAAGCCAUACAAGUGUUCGGAUUGCGGGAAAAACUUCCGCACUUCCACGGACCUGAGGGUGCAUGAACGCAUCCACACCGGAGUGAAGCCGUAUCGGUGCUCUGUGUGCCAGAAAAGCUUCACCGACGGCUCAAACCUCAUCACCCACGAGCGCAUUCACACGGGAGUGAAACCGUAUAGGUGCACGCGCUGUGGGAAAAGCUUCUGUCAGAAGUCGGGCCUGAUGAUCCACGAAGGGGUGCACACGGGAGUUAAACCCUACAGGCACUCGGCAUCUCAGAAGGUUUUAAUUGAAGGCUUGAAGCUCAGUGCAAAAGAGGAAACAAAACCUAGAGAGAAGUCACACACGAGCGUCGAUUGUGGGGAAAGCAUCAGUGGUCUCAGGAAGGGUCGAGCAGAAAGUAACUCUGAAUCUACUGGUAGAUCUCUGGGUGAUGUACAGUAGAUCCAAAGGGUUUUGGUCUCCCAAUUGUUUAAGUAUAGC
Molecule: messenger RNA, 2138 nt
Organism: Elgaria multicarinata webbii
Lineage: Eukaryota; Metazoa; Chordata; Lepidosauria; Squamata; Anguidae
Product: zinc finger and SCAN domain-containing protein 31-like
Exons: 3
Coding region: 87-2099 (670 amino acids)
Source: RefSeq, a predicted model, not a curated record